AAAAAUAAUAUUUUAUUUGAUAAAAACCAAUACAAAAGAUAUACAAAUAUGUGUGCGCAUAUCUUACUUAACUUAAGGUCAUACACUUAUCUCAUCUCCUAAUAGAUUAGUGUCAUUACACCAAACAUAUCACACAAACAGAAUGCCAACACUUUUCGACAUUCUGGGCGUGUCUGUAGCCCUCCUGGUCAUCACGUACGCUUACUUCAAAUGGCGCUUCCAAUAUUGGCGCCAAAAAAACGUACCAUUCCUCCCACCCACAGUCCCCUUCGGCAACUUCAACAUGUUGCGACAAAGAGACAACGGCGGCAUCCUUUUAAAAAAAUUCUAUGACGAGAUGAAAUCCCACGGAUGGAAACACGGAGGUUUCUACUCCCUCUUCCAACCCGGCUAUCUAGUAAUUGACUUGGACUAUUUGAAGAACAUCAUGACAAAAGAUUUCGACCAUUUCACCGACCGGGGCUUUUACUACAACGAGAAAGACGACCCUCUCAGUGCACACCUAUUUGCAUUAGGGGGCGAAAAGUGGCGUAAUUUACGAACCAAAAUAACCCCAACUUUCACCUCGGGAAAAAUGAAGCAAAUGUUCCAAAUUUUGGUCGACUGUACGCCGGAUCUAAUCGAACGAAUUGAUUCGUUUUGUCGUGAAAAAAAACCAAUCGAUAUUAAAGAAUUAUUGGGGUGUUUUACCACAGAUAUAAUCGGGUCGUGUGCUUUUGGUCUCCAGUUUAACACUUCGAAAGACAAGAAUUCGCCCUUUCGGGAGUAUGGACGCAAGGCUUUCACGCCAACAUAUUUCGAUAUUGUUAAGAUGACUUUUGCGAUGGCUUUCCCCAGACUGGCACUUGCACUCAAACUGAGAAUGACCCGGAAAGAUGUUUCAGAUUUUUUCCUCCAGCUUGUACGAGAUACAGUAAAGUACCGAGUGGAAAAUAAUUACAGUCGCAAGGAUUUUAUCCAAUUGUUGAUCGAUUUAAAAAGUCUGACAAUUGAGGAAAUAGCGGCCCAAUGUUUCGUGUUUUUUAUUGCCGGUUUUGAGACUUCUUCCACAACCAUGACGUUCGUUUUGUAUGAGUUAAGUCGAAGACAUGACUUGCAGCAAAAACUCAGAAAUGAGAUUAACACAGUUUUGGCCAAAUAUGAUGGCCAUAUGACAUACGAAGCCAUUCAAGACAUGAAAUAUAUGGACCAGGUCAUAAACGAAGCCUUACGAAUGUAUCCACCAGUUCCCCUCCUGAGCAGGAAAUGUGUCAAAGAUUACAAAAUCCCUGAUCAAGAAAUAAUUAUUGAUAAAGGUACCACGGUCUGUAUCCCAAUUUGGGGCAUUCAUUAUGAUAAAGAUUAUUAUCCUGAACCUGAGAUCUUUGAUCCUGAGAGGUUUAAUGAGGAUAAUAAAAAAUCAAGGCAUCAUUAUGCCCACCUUCCUUUCGGUGAAGGGCCAAGGAUUUGUAUAGGAUUACGGUUUGGUUUAAUGCAAACGAAAGUCGGGUUGGCAACACUGUUGCAAAAUUACAACUUUCGGGUAGCAGGAAGGACACAAGAACCGUUAAAGUAUAAAGUAGCGUCGUUUGUUUUAGCUGCAGAAGGAGAAAUUUGGCUCGAUGCUGAAAAGUUGUGACUGAACAGUUUUAUUUUCUAGUCUUGUGUUUUUUGUUGUUUGUUGUUCUUUAAUAAAAUACUUCAGAUACA
Molecule: messenger RNA, 1689 nt
Organism: Tribolium castaneum (red flour beetle)
Lineage: Eukaryota; Metazoa; Arthropoda; Insecta; Coleoptera; Tenebrionidae
Product: probable cytochrome P450 6a14
Exons: 3
Coding region: 143-1618 (491 amino acids)
Molecular function (GO): iron ion binding; heme binding; monooxygenase activity
Source: RefSeq, a predicted model, not a curated record